This is a messenger RNA of Saccostrea cuccullata (small rock oyster), 1488 nucleotides long. RefSeq lists its product as uncharacterized. The transcript has 17 exons. The record is from RefSeq and is a predicted model, not a curated record. Lineage: Eukaryota; Metazoa; Mollusca; Bivalvia; Ostreida; Ostreidae. Bases 73 to 1443 code for a protein of 456 amino acids.
CCAAAGAGACGAUUAAAAGAUGUAAAAGGUCACGUGGCUUUGAAUGCCAGGCAUGACGACUCCCUUAUCAAAAUGGCGGGCUUGGGGCUUUCUGUUAGAAUGAACGGUGUAUAUAUGUUGAAUGAGAUCUCUGUGAUGAUGGUAUUGUUAUUGAUGAUUGGCAAUGUGCAAGGAUUUCUCGCAGACCCUGACGCACAAGCUGUUGGCCCGCUCUGUUAUUCCUGUUUACAUGUCGCACAUCAGAGGGACUGUACACGAAUCGUCCAAUGCGGCCCUCAUGAGAAAUGUUUUGGCAGAAGGUUUAUUACACCAGAUGGUCUGACAUAUUUCUCAUCUGGUUGUGAAUCAAUAGCCGGUUGUGCGGCACGUCGCUCGAUCCAGCAAGACGAUUUGAACACUCUGUCUAAGGGUGUCAGGGCGGCUAACGGUGACUUACAGGCGUGUGAUCAGUGUUGUGAUGGCAGCUACUGCAAUCUUCAGCUGUGUGAUGUUCCCAUAAAAUUAAAACAGCGUUGUCUUUUUUGUGAUGACGUCAUUAACCCCGAAGACUGCAAUCUUUCCUUACAAUGUGACGAAGAUCAAAUUUGCUAUACAGAGAACAUUUAUGUUAACGAUGAAAAAAGAUUCCGAAUGGGAUGUGCAACAAAAAGAGGAUGUGUUGUCGCCACUCCCUCAGGGGCUCCGGUGGGAGUUCUUGGAAAGCGAGACAACGAGUUAUCGUUCUUACACCGCUAUAGAAAGGCCUUACCUACAGACCGUACAUAUUGCGCCAAAUGCUGUACAGGGGAGAACUGUAACCGUGAUCUCUGUACAGCCAGAACAGUUAUUGACCAGUAUCAAUUGGUGGCUCCUCCUCCAUUGGUCCUUUGUCAAGAUUAUGAUGAGGCGUCUUGUAGGAGUGGUUUGGUGGAUGCUAAUUUCUGCCAGGAUUUAGUAAACAAGAGGUUGUUUUGCCCAAGGACCUGCAAUACGUGUUCUGGUGGUGGUAUACCUCUCCCUGUCACCACUGCUGUAACCACAACAGGCGGAAGCUCCACAGCUGAUGUGUGUUUGGAGAAGAAUCCAGGUCAAUGCCAGCAAUAUAGCGACUUUUUCUGUGAUCCUUCAAAUCCUGGUGGAAUAGAUGUUUGUCCUGUGACCUGUAAAAAAACUGGAUGUUCAUCAGGGGGAUCGACAGUAAAUCCAGUAACAGCUGUUUCAACAAAACCCACUCCAACACCUUGUACAGACCCAAUUCCGCCAUGUCAGUGUGAGUAUCUACAGAACAAACUUCAGAUCUGCUACGAUGGAGAUCAGGAGCUUCAGAAAUUCUGCUGCUAUUAUUGUAAGAAAAUCCAAGAUCCAAAUUGGGUGUGCUCUGCGACCGAUAGAACAUUUUGUGACGCUUAUGAAAAGCCGUUUGCUCAGGAAAUUGUAGGUAUAAACAUAACCUGUCAUCAUUAGUGGAAAUAAAGUUGUAAGAAAAUAAAAAGUUGGUUUUUUUUAAUC